UUUUUUACACCAAAAGAAGACUUAUCAGAACUACUAACCUAGCAUUUACGCACCCAGUCCAAGCCUACAGAUCGCGCUUGCCCGACUUCUAUGCAGUAGUCAAUGACAUUAGUAUAUGUAUUUUUCUUUUUAGUCUUACAAACCCAUCUCGUUCAUUUCUAGAGUCCGAACUCCGAUCCUCAUUCUCAGGGUCCCCGGGUUCCGACAUGUGGCUAUCUUCUUUAUUGUUCCUACUGGCUCUGGCUUCUAUGAUGAUGUAUUGUUUUAUGUCUCACUUGUUUCCUUUUAGAAGCUAGAUAUCUUAGACACCCUCAACACCUAUGAUGUGGUUAUUCUAGAUUUUACUUCAUUCUUAUUGAUUAAAACCCAGACGUGUCUAAGCCAGGUCUUUCUCUUCUUUUCGGGUGUGUAGAGCCCUUUCUCUACCUAAGUCACAAUGUACGGCGAUAGACCUACUCCAGCAGAUACAGAUGUUCCUGGAGGGUACCCUGAGACCCCAGCCUCCAUUCAAGCCAAACGUCUCUCGACUAUUAGCCGAGAGUUUUCACAUGCCGCCAACCAGGAAAGCAGUACCGACGCGUUUCCAUGGGCACAACGCGGUGAUGUGAAUUAUACCAAUGUCGAUGGUGCUGGUUGGAAUGCUAGACCGAGUGAUCCUAGUCCAUCCUCUUCUAAGCGCACUAUUACAGCACCUCAAAAUCAACUAGCCCCUGGCGAAGUAUCGUCUGAUGAGUCUGAGAAAACUGAGGUAGAACCUCGCUUCGAACCUAUCAAGUCGACGGCGGAACAACCAAAACUCGAACGCAGAGAUAGUGAAGCUAAAACCGAAGAUGAUCUGUUCCGUGCCCUCUCGCGGCGUCGUAGCCUUACAUCAAACGCUGAGUCGCAAGGAGAGAACGACGAAAUUGAGCGAUUGAUGUCGCGUAUGUUUGGCCAAGCUCGACAACAGAAUAGCGAAGAAGAAAAGACAAGGCAUGCGGGUGUCAUCUUCCGGAAUCUUACAGUCAAGGGCGUUGGCCUUGGGGCCAGCUUACAGCCUACGGUAGGCGAUAUCUUCCUCGACCUACCACGAUUCUUAUGGAAUCUGGUGACUAAAGGACCCAAAGCCGCCGCCGGAAAGCCACCCGUAAGAGAGCUCAUCAGUAACUUCAAUGGCUGUGUCCGACCUGGAGAAAUAUUACUUGUCCUUGGUAGACCGGGAUCCGGCUGCACGACGUUCUUGAAAACUUUCUGCAACCAGCGAGCAGGUUUCGAAGACGUUUUAGGCGAUGUAACUUACGGCGGCACAGAUGCGAAGCGCAUGGCUAAGGAUUUCAGGGGUGAAAUCAUUUACAAUCCAGAAGAUGACUUACAUUAUGCCACACUGACAGUCAAGCAUACCCUCACAUUCGCUCUCCGGACUCGUACCCCUGGAAAAGAAUCGCGAAUGGAAGGCGAAAGUAAAGAAGACUACGUAAGGGAAUUUCUCAGAGUGGCCGCAAAACUGCUUUGGAUUGAGCAUACAAUGGAUACCAAGGUCGGAAAUGAGUAUAUUAGGGGCGUUUCUGGUGGAGAGCGCAAGCGAGUCAGUAUUGCCGAGGCACUCAUCACUCGGGCCAGUGUUCAAGGCUGGGACAACUCGAGUAAGGGACUGGAUGCAUCGACCGCUGUCGAAUAUGUCCAGUCAUUGCGAGCACUUACGAACAUGGCCCAGGUUUCUACUGCCGUUUCGCUGUACCAAGCUGGCGAAUCUUUAUACAACCUUGUCGACAAAGUUCUGUUGAUCGACAAUGGCCAAUGCUUGUACUAUGGACCCUCCGACAGCGCCAAACAGUAUUUCUUGGAUCUCGGGUUUGACUGUCCUGAUCGGUGGACCACGGCCGAUUUUCUUACGUCUGUUACUGACCCCCACGAGCGCAGUGUCAGGUCGGGAUGGGAGGAUCGAAUUCCACGAUCAGCCCAAAAAUUCGCCGAUAUUUUCAGGAAAAGUGAAGCUUACCGGCGUAACCUUGAUGAUAUCCAGGAUUAUGAAUCUCAUCUCGAAGAGCAGCAGCUUGCCCGGGCCGAGAAUACGUCAGAAAAGAACGAAAAAAAGAAUUACACUAUAUCAUUUCCUCAACAAGUGAUUGCACUCACCAAACGUCAAGCUCUAAUUAUGCUGGGAGAUAAGGCGUCCCUUAUAGGAAAAUGGGGCGGCAUAAUCUUCCAAAGUCUUAUAGUGGGAAGUUUGUUCUACAAACUCCCACCUACAGCAGCAGGUGCCUUUACGCGAGGCGGUGUCUUGUUCUUUAUCUUGAUGUUCAACGCGUUAAUGGCGCUUGCUGAACAGACUGCGGCAUUCGAAUCUAAACCUAUCUUGCUCAAGCACAAGAACUUUUCUUUCUAUCGGCCUUCCGCCUACGCCUUGGCGCAAACCGUCGUGGACAUACCCCUAGUCUUCAUUCAGGUAUUUCUAUUCGAUAUCAUUAUCUACUGGAUGGCAGGCCUCUCUGCCACCCCAUCCCAAUUCUUCAUAUCGCUAUUGAUUCUCUGGAUCAUUACAAUGACGACUUACGCCUUCUUCCGCGCGAUUUCCGCACUUUUCAAGACCUUGGACGAUGCCACCAAGGUGACCGGUGUCGCAAUUCAGGUCAUCAUUGUUUAUACCGGAUACCUAAUCCCGCCUUCGUCGAUGCACCCAUGGUUUAGUUGGUUACGCUGGGUUAAUUGGCUCCAGUACGGGUUCGAGUGUCUCAUGUCCAAUGAGUUCUACAACCUACAGCUGGAUUGUGUAGUCCCAUUCCUCGUCCCUAAUGGUGUCCCUGGUGUUGAACCACAAUACCAAUCAUGCACAUUAGCAGGUUCCAGGCCUGGAGAGGUGAUUGUUAAUGGAGGAGAUUAUAUCCAAGCGUCUUUUAACUACUCGCGCGGCCAUCUUUGGCGGAACUUCGGUUUCUUGUGGGCUUUCUUCGGUUUCUUCCUUGCUAUAGCAAUGAUAGGCAUGGAGAGAAUGAAACCUAACGCUGGAGGCGCUGCCGUGACGGUCUUCAAGCGUGGACAGGUCCCAAAGAGUCUCCAAAAGUCUAUUGAGACCGGAGGUCGUAAAGGUAAUAAAGGUGAUGAGGAAGCCGCAAGUUCUAGGGAGAAAGCUACCAUCUCCGAAGAAGCCUCUGCAGCACAAGAAAGACGAGAUGAAGAGGCCAUGCAGACAGUCGCCAAGAACGAGACUAUAUUUACGUUUCAAAAUGUCAACUAUACGAUUCCUUUCCAAGGCGGCGAGAGAAAGCUACUGCACAAUGUCCAGGGUUUUGUCAGGCCCGGGAAAUUGACAGCCCUUAUGGGAGCUUCUGGAGCUGGAAAAACGACGUUGCUAAAUACUUUGGCUCAGAGGAUUACAUUUGGUGUCGUAACAGGAGACUUCUUAGUCGACGGAAGACCCCUUCCAAAAUCAUUCCAGAGGGCCACGGGGUUUGCGGAGCAGCUUGACAUCCACGAGCCAACUGCAACCGUACGCGAAGCCCUACAGUUUUCUGCGCUUCUUCGUCAACCGAAGGAAGUAUCAACAAAGGAGAAGUAUGCUUAUUGCGAAACGAUCAUCGAACUGCUUGAGAUGCAUGAUAUCGCCGGAGCAACAAUAGGAAUGGUCGGCGAGGGCCUUAACGCAGAACAGCGCAAAAGACUUACCAUUGGUGUUGAACUUGCAUCAAAGCCAGAGCUGCUGAUGUUCCUAGACGAGCCUACGUCUGGUCUCGAUUCGGGGGCAGCAUUCAAUAUCAUUAGAUUUUUGCGCAAGUUGGCUGAUGCUGGCCAGGCUAUUUUGUGUACUAUUCACCAGCCUUCGGCCGUGCUUUUCGAAAAUUUUGACGAGUUAAUCUUGCUCAAAUCCGGAGGCCGCGUGGCGUACGCAGGCGAGCUCGGAAAGGACAGUCAGCAGUUGAUCAAAUAUUUUGAGUCUAACGGUGGCCCGAAAUGCCCCCCCGAUGCAAACCCAGCUGAGUGGAUGCUGGAGGCUAUCGGAGCUGGAAAUCCGGAUUACGCAGGCCAAGACUGGGGCGACACCUGGUUACAAUCUAAAAACUUCGAGGACCAGUCAAAGGAGAUAUCUGAGAUGAAUGAGAAGCGCCGGAAUGUCCAACAUUCGAAGAAUAUCCAAGAUGAUCGCGAAUAUGCUAUGCCUCUAUGGACCCAGACAACAGCAGUCGUCAAGCGUUCCUUCGUUGCCUAUUGGAGGUCGCCAAAUUAUAUCAUGGGCAAGAUGAUUCUGCAUAUAUUCACUGGUCUUUUCAAUACCUUCACAUUCUGGCGUCUAGGCGAUGCUAGCAUCGAUAUGCAAUCCCGCUUAUUUUCAAUCUUCAUGACCCUUACGAUUUCACCCCCACUGAUUCAGCAGCUUCAGCCCGUCUUUCUCAACUCACGAAAUAUUUUUCAAUCUCGCGAGAACAACGCAAAGAUUUACUCGUGGUUUGCAUGGACCACGGCCGCAGUACUGGCGGAAAUACCUUAUGCUAUUGUGGGAGGUGCCAUCUACUUCAACUGCUGGUGGUGGGGAUUGAUGGGCUAUAAAAUGACUGGUUUCCCAUCUGGAUUUACCUUCCUGUGCGUGGUGAUUUUCGAGCUGUACUACGUCAGCUUCGGCCAGGCCAUUGCGGCCUUCAGUCCUAACCAGCUGCUAGCAAGUCUGUUCGUCCCCCUCUUCUUCCUUUUCGUCGUGGCCUUCUGUGGCGUGGCCGUGCCGCCGGCCUCGCUCCCAUAUUUCUGGCAGAAGUGGAUGUAUCCGCUCACCCCCUUCCACUACCUAUUGGAAGCUUUCGUUGGUAUAGCUAUCCACGAUAAACCUGUUACGUGUAAACCGACCGAGCUCGCGCGUUUCCGCCCUCCUCCUGACAUGAGCUGUGAAUCGUACACCGAGAAUUAUUCUGCGCACGCGAGUGGAAUAUUGCAGAGCGUCUCGAAUGAUGGUCUCUGCGAAUACUGUCAAUACAAGAACGGGGACGAGUUCGGAACACAGUUCAGCGUCUACUACAGCAAUAUCUGGCGCGACUUCGGCAUCGUCUGGGCUUACAUCUUGUUCAAUUACGCUGUGGUAUACUUUGCUACGUAUCUAAGGUUCAGGGGCAAGAAUCCCUUCAGCGGGAUCCUGGCGAAGAGGAAGCAGAGGAAAGCGUAAAAGUAAAAGAAGCAUAGUGCAGUGGUCACGAUAGGGCUCUCUAUGGUCUGGGUUAGACUGUGAGGUCGUCCACGCGUGUUUGUAUUAUUCGAGUAAUAGGGGCUAGGCCUGGUUUAAAAAGUUAGGGAUGUUGCAUAGGGUUGGGAAUGGCCGACAUAGAGACUAUGAAUAGGGUAAUAGACAUAAUUGUAUCGAUUAUUUUGCAUGCUUACCUCUAUAUUGAGGUGAUUGUGUUGUCGAAGAAUAUUAUUUCAUGUACCCAAACAAUAUAAUGAAAGGUCUGGAAGAGGGUAGAAUCUGAAAACUGAG
Daldinia decipiens is the source of this 5434-nucleotide messenger RNA. Its product is annotated as ABC-2 type transporter-domain-containing protein. The transcript has 2 exons. Lineage: Eukaryota; Fungi; Ascomycota; Sordariomycetes; Xylariales; Hypoxylaceae. Bases 437 to 5125 code for a protein of 1562 amino acids. Gene Ontology annotation, cellular component: membrane. Gene Ontology annotation, biological process: transmembrane transport. Gene Ontology annotation, molecular function: ABC-type transporter activity; ATP hydrolysis activity; ATP binding. The record is from RefSeq and is a predicted model, not a curated record.